ACUGCGGUAUUUAUCGACAAGAGGCAUACGACGCCAACAAUUUAUUUUCUCGCAGUAAUUGUGACUGCGAUUCACACUGCGAACUAUUGCCUCAUAAGUGGUUCAAGGCCUGCUGGUCAAAGAAGUGUGGAUGAAUCUGUAUUCGACGCCAUAUUGCGUAUCUGUCGCUGAAUUACUUGCUUUUGGCCGUCGAUGCGCAUACGUGUUGUCACGUCUGACACAACAGUGACUUUACGAGAGCUAUCACGACUUACAACCUCUCGGGUGAAAAUUCGAGAUCCAGACUUCGGUCACGCAUUUGGCACCGCGUGCAGUUUACCCUUGGUGAGUUGUUAAUGUCUGGUGACGGAUCGCAAGAAAGAGAGAGGAGGGCACAGAGAUGCUCGGACAACGUGUUCCAAGGUAUCUACAAUACCUUGGCUCCGUCGUUCGGCAUCGCGCAAAUGACAGGAGAAUACGGACAAGAGCGUUUCGCGGAAGAUGAUGGCUUUACCCGAGCGAGGGAAGGUAGCGGUGGCGUCGGCAAAAUGUUCGGUCAGUGCGGACCAACUGACGACCAGCCCAGCUUUCACGGCGAGACGACAGAAGACCAUUCAGCACCUCUAUUGCCGAGCAGACAAAGAGAAGCUCCGAAUCCGUCCGGAUAUUCGGCGGAUUCAUAUUCUUCUCGCGAGCUGUUCAACAAUGCAGCGAGUCAGUAUAGGUUCAUUUCCCCCUACCCUGGGUCGGCCCAAGCGCCCGUGAACUCGUCCGCUCAGUCUCAGGAGGUCCCUCAUAAGCCUCAAUUUGACGGUAGAACCGCAAACCUGCUUCCUGCCUCCGGUCACGGCUUGCCCAGCGCGAAGCCGCUCUUGGUCCGGCGCCCGAAUUACGUUGCCCGGUCGCCGGUGCUCGAUCCCUCGCUCCUCCCGAGGGGCCAGUUGGACCCGAACUCGUACAUCACGAGCGGCGCCGCCAAGCUACCCCUGUUGUCGUUGGAAGCCCCGUGCGCCAAGCCCAGAGUUGCUCGGAGACCGCUUUCCAUUAUUUCGACGCGCGAGAUGUUCGUGCUGUCGAUGAGCGAGCCGUCUGGGGUCAAGCCGGUGUUGAUAGAGCGCAAGAACGCGUACCCGGGCGCGUACACCAGAGUUGACGCCGUCCCAGCCGUGAGCAAUCCGAUUGCGGUCUACCAAGCGUUCGGCGUGCUGGGAAUCAUCGCGUUGGCCAACGAGAUCGGCGAGAUAGAGAACUACUUGAUUUUGGUCACUGGCGUCGAGGCGGUCGGGCUUUUGUGCGGCCUGCCUAUCUAUCGAAUCAAGCAGACUGAAUUUAUUACGUUUCACUCGCAAAAUGAGUCUGAGUAUGCAAGAUUGCCUAAACCGCCUUCUAGCGCGAUGAGGGCCUUCUGCGAGUCUGGGCUGUUUUACUGGUCACCUGACUACCACCUGACGCACACUCAACAGCGCCUGGCCGCCGUUCUCGCAGAGCAGCGUGAGAAGGCGCCGAUGUGGAAGACCGCGGAUCGGCGUUUUUUUUGGAACCGGUUUUUGAUACGCUCGUUCAUCAACAAGCAGAUGCACGAGUACGUGAUGGUGGUCAUUCGCGGACACGUCAGCAUUUGUCUCCAGGAGAUCAUCGUCAGCCGGGAGGCGGGCUUGGGGUCCUCGGGGCCGUGCACGUACCUGAUGGCGCUCAUUUCGCGGAUUAGCUGCAGGCGGGCCGGGACGCGCUACAACGUGCGCGGCAUCGACGACAACGGUCACGUGGGCAAUUUUGUUGAGACGGAGCAAAUCCUGGUGGCCGAUGGGCGAACCAUGAGCUUCGUUCAAGUUCGCGGCUCGGUGCCGCUGUUCUGGGAAGAGUCUUUGUCCAAGACGGGCUACGUGCUGUUCUUGUCCAGGGCGCCCGAGUCGAGCGCAAUCGCGUUUGAGAAGCACUUGAAUGAGCUGCUGAAGCUGUAUUAUCGCGUGCAUCUGAUCAACUUGCUGUCCAAGCGCAAAAAGGAGCAGUUGAUUUCCGAGGCCUACGAAGACCAGUUGCUUCGGUGGAAAGGGCCGAGCCACUCGCUGGUUCGAUACACCUAUUUCAAUUUUCACGCGGAAUGCAGCAAGAACUACUCUAAAAUUUUGAACCUGCUGCAAAUCAAGGAGGUCUCGGAGGACCUGCAGACGUUCGGGUACUUUUGUCGCGAUUCGUCCCAGCUGAACCCAAGCAAGUACCAGCUGGGCAUCUUCAGAACCAAUUGUCUGGACUGCCUGGACCGAACUAACGUCACUCAGGCGGCGUUCACCAGGGCCAUUCUGCACAGGCAGCUACAGGACAUCGGGACUCCCUACUUUCCGGUGAACAUAAACGGCCUGAUUGCCAAGCUCAAUGAAAUGUGGGCCGACAACGGAGACGCCAUCUCGAAGGCGUACACGGGGACCGGCGCCAUGAAGUCCAGUUACACCAGGAAGGGCCGACACACGCUGGCGGGCCUGAUCGACGACGGGCUGAAGUCGGUGACGAGGUUCUAUAUCAACACAUUCAAGGACAACGACAACCAGGUUUCGAUCGACCUGUUCCUGGGGAAGAUCGAAGAGCUGGCGGAGAACGAGCAGGCGCCUAUCGAGGAUUUGUGGGUGAGAGAGAGGAGACUGGACCGAAUGGACGAGUACGUUCGGCGCUUCCAGCACAAGCUCUUCAUCGUGACCUACAACUGCAAUGCGCGCAUCCCGGACUUCUUCGGUGACUCGGAUCAGCUGAACCGAAUGCUGGACCCCGUCGUGUGUUCCCUCGAGGACGUCUCGAUCUGGGUACUCGGGUUCCAAGAAAUUGUCGAGCUGAGCGCCCAGCAGAUGCUGUGGAACAACCGAUCGGACACCUUGAAGUGGGAGGCGAUGUUGACGAAUCACUUGAACCAUCUUCGGCCGAAGUCCAAGGUGGUCUUGUUGCGCUCCGUUCAAUUGGUCGGGAUUCACCUUUGCGUCUUCGUGUCGAGUGACCAACUGGCUUACUUCUCCGAGGCCCACGCGCAAACUGUCAAGGUUGGCCUGAAGGGCGUGGCGGGAAACAAGGGUGCUGCCUGCCUGUCAUUCUCGUUUCACGACACGACGUUCUGUUUCGUCUGCGCUCACUUGACAGCUGGUCAGAAGGAGUACAACGACCGAGUUUCGGACUACCACACGAUCAACACAGAGCUCAAGUUUGGCAUCAACAAGGCGCACGGCCGGAGCAUCGCAGACUACGACAACGUUUUUUGGCUCGGCGACCUCAAUUGGCGCAUCGACUUGCCCUACGCUGAGGUCAUGAGGCACAUCCAGGCGCAGAAUUGGCCCCUCUUGUAUGAGUACGACCAGCUCUACCGGGCUCGACGCGAGGAGGUCGCGUUCGCCGAUUUAGAAGAGACGCCAAUCAACUGGGCCCCGACCUACAAAUACGACCCGGUCACCAAGGCGUACGAUACCUCCGAGCCGCGACGCACCCCAGCGUGGACGGACCGCAUUCUGUGGCGUGCGACCGGCCCCCAAUCGACCAAGAACCUGCUCUAUACGCGCUCCGAGCUCCUGCAGAGCGAUCACUGCCCCGUCAAAGGUCUGUUUUUGGUCGAGGUCAAGUCGAUCGAUAAGAAGAAGUACACGGAGAUCAAGAAUCAGCUGUUCCGAGAGGCCGCCGAUCGAGACGCGAGCGUACUUCGCGCUGAAAUCAACAGUAUGAGGUUAAAGAGGAGGCUGGAAACGCAGACGCCCACAGGCCUGUUCUUCGCUGAACGACCAGAGGGCGUGGCAACUGGCUGCAGUUCGGCACUCGAUGACAAGUCGCGACUUUUCGGAAAAGACGACGCGAACCGACACCAGUCUGAUCUCGGAGUGACCGGUUCACACACCGAGUUGGACGCUCGGUCGCGGUCAGAUCAAGACGUGCUUUCCCAUCUCGCGUAUCAGGCGCCACCGUCAAUGAGUCUGGAUAGAAUGACGAGUUCUAGAAGAACCACCUUGCCCGAGCAGGUUGACCGCCACUCGGACCGACCGCACAGCCCUCCUCCGAUGGGUGAUGAAGUCGAGCUUACCCCGAGCCAGCUGUUUUCGGCUCUGGCUUCCGUGAGCUCGCUGCCGAUGCCGAGAAGCCACGCAUCGCAACAAGAGAUAGCAAAUAGCCGAACGCUCGGCGAAUCGAGCUCCUCGUUCAGUGCGUCACUAUCCAACCAGGAACCGAACCAGACGCAUCGACCUUCGCACCAAAACUCCACCGAGCCCGGUCAGGCCGUCCCUCCGCUCCCCUCGAAGGACCCGCGCUUGUCCGCAAACCUCCGCAGGUUCGCCAACACCGCCGAUUAACCAAAAAUGCAGUGUUUCUGAAUGGCAUCCAGAACGGCAUUUGUGUGGGACAGAAAUGCGCUCUUUUUUUUUGUGUCUGGCUCUUGAGAGAGUAUCUUCGGCGCCAAACGAGAAAACAACUUUUUUUCCCACGGCUCUCGUUGGCGCAGCGCUCGACUGCUCGCAACCCUUUUGAGCCGCCGCCACACCCCCGCAAAGCGAGCAAGCGCGCUUCGAAAAGAAAAACCACCUGAGCUCGCGUUGAAAACCGUCAAGAAAAAAAAAAUCAAACUGGCCCUCGACCUCGAGAAGAGAGACAAAUGGCCCUCGAAAAAGAAAGGGGUGGUCUCAAUUCGCCUCCUCUCUCGGGUGACGACGUGAAGUCUCUUGUACAUGUAACCUGCUGAAUGGUACGCCGAAGGGGGGGAUGGCAGCCAUCCUGGAAAGAAACGCAUAUUCAGGGCGCGGGGCCCCAACUCGUCGUUAUAUGUGUGUACAAAAAUUACGUUCUUUCACCCCAGCUAUGUAUACAUAUAUAUUAUACAUAAUAGAGCAACUACCACAAGAGAAAAACUAAA
This is a messenger RNA of Schistocerca gregaria, 4852 nucleotides long. RefSeq lists its product as uncharacterized. Bases 336 to 4295 code for a protein of 1319 amino acids. Gene Ontology annotation, molecular function: phosphatidylinositol-4,5-bisphosphate 5-phosphatase activity. The record is from RefSeq and is a predicted model, not a curated record. Lineage: Eukaryota; Metazoa; Arthropoda; Insecta; Orthoptera; Acrididae. The transcript is spliced from 3 exons. Gene Ontology annotation, biological process: phosphatidylinositol dephosphorylation.